GUGUGAUUUCAGUGUCGAAAAUAUAAAAAAAAGAAAAAAGAAAAUCCAAAUGGCACAUGAAGCGAAUCAACCAACCCGAAACAACGAUUUAUAAAAGCACGUUGGAAGAGAAUCAGAGAUCCCAGAUUGGCACAUUAUUUAACGUUGCCACUCCCUUCUAUUUCGGCCCCUCAAACCUUUUCAGACCAAAACCCAAAACAGGAAAAAACGAAACAACAACAACAUCAACAAAAGCGAAAACGCUGUCUAUCUCGCUUCGUUUCGUUCCUCCCAAAUUACAACUCAUCUUCAUCUUCAUCUUCAUCACAACCAUCAAGAGAAACAGAGCCGACAAUAAAAUUUCUCGUUUUCCAAUCCGACGUCGUUUUGGCAUUCCCGUAGCGUCGCCAGCAUGUCGUCCGGCGGCCCCACCACGACUUCCUCGAACACCAGCCCAAGGGUCGCCGCGGGGCCCACCACCACGCGCCGUCGCGUGGCCGACAACGUCAACAACAACGCGGUCGACGCGGAGAAGCAGCUGCAGCACCAGCUGGUAUCCUCCAGUUUCUCCGAUUUCUCAGAGGUGGAGAACGAUGAGAACUCCACCCACGUCCACGCGCACACGCACACUCAUUCCCACGCGCACACGCACGCCCAUCAUCUCCACCUGCACCCUGUGUUGCGCUACAUACUUCUCCGCGCGCGUAUUCUUCUGUUCGUGCCGGAAUCUCUGUUCAUGCGCGUGGAACAGCUUGCUCUCUGGGUGGCGGGGUCGGUGCAGGGUCUCCGGUCGGGGAAACACGUCGGGCGGAAGAUCUUCAUGGCGCUGAUCGGCUUGCUGAUGAUGUCGGUGUUCCUGAAAAUCUCACUGCUCGGAACCGGCGGGGAAACGCACGGAAGUAGAUUCAAGAGCAUCGAAAACGGCCAACUCAUUCUCCAGCGCUUCAAGGAGGAUUGGGCCUACGCGCAACGGAUCGUCACCGAAACCCGAAAUCGACCCUCCAUGCCCAAACGGGUCCUCGAGAGACUCCCGAUUCCAGAUAUAUGGAAGAACCCAAACAGUCAGAACUAUUACCAAUGCGUUUCUCGACCCAAGAAUGUAAUAAAGCCAGCGAAGACAAAUGGAUAUCUUCUUGUUCAUGCCAAUGGUGGAUUGAAUCAAAUGAGAACUGGGAUAUGUGAUAUGGUUGCAGUGACAAAAAUACUGAAUGCCACACUCGUCAUUCCCUCUCUUGACCAUGAUUCGUUUUGGACAGAUCCAAGUGACUUUAAAGAUAUUUUUGACUGGAGGCACUUCAUGAAAGUUUUGAAAGACGACAUUGACAUAGUUGAGUACUUGCCGGUCCAGUAUGCAUCCGUGAAACCUCUUGAGAAGGCCCCUGUUUCCUGGUCUAAGGCUAGUUACUACAGAGGGGAGAUUCUCCCACUGUUGAAGCGACAUAAGGUUGUGCAGUUCACUCACUCUGAUUCCCGGCUCGCCAACAAUGGCCUUGCUUCCUCCAUUCAGAAGCUCAGGUGCCGUGCCAAUUACCAUGCUCUCAAGUACACUGCAGAAAUUGAAGAUCUUGGAAGGAUUUUGGUGGAUAGGCUAAGAAACAACAAUGAACCAUUCAUUGCUCUUCAUUUAAGAUAUGAAAAGGACAUGCUGGCCUUUACUGGGUGCAGUCACAACCUGACUGCUGAGGAGGCUGAGGAACUAAGGAUUAUGAGGUAUGAUGUGAGGCAUUGGAAGGAGAAAGAGAUUGAUAGCGAGGAGAAAAGAUUGCAAGGGGGGUGCCCUAUGUCACCAAGGGAAGCAGCUAUUUUUCUGAGGGCAAUGGGGUACCCUUCCACCACAACAAUCUACAUUGUUGCAGGACCCAUUUAUGGUAGCAAUAGCAUGGAAGCUUUUCAAUCUGAGUUUCCUAAUGUCUUCACUCAUUCUACCCUUGCAACUGAGGAGGAGCUAGAACCCUUCACGCCAUACCAAAACCGUCUUGCUGCUUUGGAUUAUAUAGUGGCCCUUAAAAGUGAUGUCUUCGUGUAUACCUAUGAUGGAAACAUGGCUAAGGCAGUACAAGGUCAUAGGAGGUUUGAAGGGUUUCGGAAAACCAUCAAUCCUGACAGAUUCAAUUUUGUUAGGCUGAUCGAUCAAUUGGAUGAGGGUGGGAUAUCAUGGGAAGCAUUUUCUUCUGAGGUUAAGAAAUUACAUUCCAAUAGGCUAGGUUCGCCUUAUCUUAGACAGGUAGGAGAGUCACCAAGAACAGAGGAGAAUUUUUUCGCCAAUCCCUUUCCUGGUUGUGUGUGUAACAAGUCCGAGGAGCAGAUUACAAUGCAGAAACUAGACCAUCGGUUUGGUGUGGAGGCACGAAGAUAGUGUCUUUGUUUUUGUACAUACGAUAAGGCUAAAAGAAACAGUGUGGUUUCAUCAUGCUGCAUCAUUUGACAUUGCCUUAAAAGUUAAACGGAAGCUCAUGAGAUUUCUCUCUGGUGUGUGUGAAUGUGCUUCCUCUGUCCUCCCAUGUUGAUGAGGCUGCUGAAGAAUCAAUGGGGGCCUUCUGGGGUUCUCUCAUUUCAUUCAAAAUACAGAGUACAAGGUUGUUUUGUGUAUAAUCAAAAUAGCAGAGGUUAGAACUAUACUGGUGGGAAUGCGAGAGUUGUUAUACUGUUAAAGAUCAUUUGAUUCAUUGAUUCUUUUUUUCAACGAUUAUUGCCAAAUGGAGCAUGUUUCCAAUUUUGGAUUGAACAGUUGUUUGUGUUGAUAAUACAUAGGAAUCUAGCUUCAUACCUUCA
Vigna unguiculata (cowpea) is the source of this 2751-nucleotide messenger RNA. Its product is annotated as O-fucosyltransferase 19-like. NCBI's taxonomy places the organism in Eukaryota, Viridiplantae, Streptophyta, Magnoliopsida, Fabales, Fabaceae. Gene Ontology annotation, cellular component: cytoplasm. The record is from RefSeq and is a predicted model, not a curated record.